Ichthyophthirius multifiliis is the source of this 1026-nucleotide messenger RNA. Its product is annotated as zip zinc transporter family protein, putative. Gene Ontology annotation, molecular function: zinc ion transmembrane transporter activity. Lineage: Eukaryota; Ciliophora; Oligohymenophorea; Hymenostomatida. The transcript is spliced from 3 exons. Gene Ontology annotation, cellular component: membrane. The record is from RefSeq and is a predicted model, not a curated record. Gene Ontology annotation, biological process: zinc ion transmembrane transport.
AUGUAAUCUUGGAUAAUUAAAUUAAUUUCUAUUUUUAUUAUGUUCAUAAUGAUAUUUAUAACUGGAAAUAUUCCUUUACGAUUAAAAUCCUAUAAAGAAAAUACUCGAUUAAUUUCCAUAUUAUCUGCAUUUACCGGAGGUUUAUUUUUAUCAAUAGGAAUAUUUUAUUUAAUACCUGAAUCCUAAGUAUUUUAUCUAGAUUUCUACUAAUAAUAAAUAGAAAUUUUUAUGAAAUAUUAUCCAUGGUCUUUUUUUAUAAUUGUUACAACUUUUUCAUUACUGCUGUUUUUAGAUAAAGUUCUUACAAUAGUUGCUUCGCAGUAGAAUAAUAAAGGAUAGAAGUAUACAUAUAAUGGAAAUUUUGAAAAUGAUGUUAAUUAAGAAUAAUAGAAUUUCGAAAAUAAAAUGACUAAUAAUAAUGGAUAAAUAAAUUAAUAAUAAAAUAAUUAAAAUACUAAUAAAAAUAUAGUAGAAACAACUUAAUAAUAAGAAGUUUUUUCUUAAAAAUAAAAUAUGGAUUAAAAUAUUGAAUAAAAAAUAAUCUAAGAAAUAAAAAAGCAAGAUUCUUAAAAAAACUUUAAACCUUAUUUAUUAUAAAUAGCAUUUGGAAUAACUGCUAUAUUAGAAGGAUUAGCUAUUGGACUAGAAAAAGAUUGGGUUAAAUGUUUAAUAUUAGCUGCAGCAGUGCUUUGUCACAAAUGUACAGAAAUACUUACUUUUGCAAAUUCGCUUAAAAAAGCUAAUAUUAAUUUAAAAGUAGCUACUAUAAUGGUUAUUAUUUAAGCUAUUAUUAAUAUUAUAGGAAUAGGGAUUGGAUGGGGUGUAAGUAAUUAAGGAUAUUUAGAAAUGUGUAUUUAUACGAGUAUAACUUCUGGUGCUUUCAUUUAUGUAGCUACUUUGGAAAUUUUAGUUGAUGAGUUUAGUAAUAAAGGAUCUAAGAUUUUAAAAUUCUUAUUUUUUAUAAUUGCAAUAGUGAUAGUUAGUGUUUUAUGGUUUUUUGAAGAGGAAGUAAUGCCAAAUUAUUGA